Messenger RNA from Candida tropicalis MYA-3404, 1185 nucleotides. RefSeq lists its product as uncharacterized. Bases 1 to 1185 code for a protein of 394 amino acids. The record is from RefSeq and is a predicted model, not a curated record. The transcript has a single exon. Gene Ontology annotation, cellular component: cyclin-dependent protein kinase holoenzyme complex; nucleus. Gene Ontology annotation, molecular function: protein kinase binding; cyclin-dependent protein serine/threonine kinase regulator activity. NCBI's taxonomy places the organism in Eukaryota, Fungi, Ascomycota, Pichiomycetes, Serinales, Debaryomycetaceae. Gene Ontology annotation, biological process: regulation of cyclin-dependent protein serine/threonine kinase activity.
AUGAUUACAACUACUUCAGCAUCAUAUGUUCGAGAUGUCAGUGAAAUACCGAACUUGAAACCUCCACAAGAAACUUUUGUUGAUGAUCCAAAUAGUUUAGACGAUAUUAAUUUAGAAGAGUUGUUGUUUGAUUUGAAACAUAAUAUUAAAACUCUCAGCAGUUUACAUAUUUAUCAUUCAAUAUUCAUCUUGUCCAAAAUAAUACAAUUUACAAUAAAAUUACUGGAAUCUCCUGAAUUGUUUCUUAAGUUUAGAUUUCAACAAUUGGAUAAAUUGGGAAUAAGUCAAGAAGAUAUUUUAAACCGAACUACUAGUUCUGAAUCCAUCAUUAGUGAUUACAGUUUUAGGUCUAACUCCCCUCCACCUCAACUUCCACUGCGUGCCGUGUCUCCUCAACCGCAAUUGAAAUUGUCAACUUUAUUAAGCAAAAGUGAAUUCAAUAUAGAUGUUGAAUCCUUGGCAGCAACAACUAAGAAUGAGAGCAAUUUAGACGCGAUGAAUUCACCAACCCUUUUGGCCAGAAUAAAUUCACCUUCAGGACAAUUUGAAUCCUUGUAUGAUGACAACAUUGAUGACAUUAUAUAUGACGAUAAUGACGAUGAAAUUGAAUGGUUGGGUAAUCCUAUAUAUCCUCCACUUCAAAAAUUACUUGACACUACAGAUUUAUCCAAACAAGUAUCACCAAUAACUGAUUUGAAUUUAACAAAGUUGAAAGAUGAGAUUUUGAAUCAUCAACCAAAGAAUCGACAUUUAUUAAAAAUUUUCAACUUGUUAAAAACACCUGCUUUAUCUAUUGAUCAAUUUUUAAUUAGAAUUAAGACAUAUUCUUCAAAUAUUUCUUCUAGUUCGUAUUUGCAUUCGGCUUUCUUGUUGUACAAAUUGGUUAUUUAUUUGAACAAUAUUGACCUAAAUCUUAAUAAUAGCUAUAGAUUCAUUGUUGCUUCCAUAAGAUGUUCCACAAAAGUCAUUGAAGACGUUUAUCAAAAACAACGUAUUUUUAGUAAUGUUGUUGGUGUUACAUUAAAGGAUUUGCUUAAAAUAGAGAUGGGUUUUCUAUAUUUGACUAAUUUCAAUUUAAUUAUAAGUGAAGUCAUCUUAAAUCAUUUCAUAUCCAAUGAUUUCAUUGAUUUAUGCUUGUUCAUGAAGGACAAUCUUCCUGAUGCAUACCAAGAAAUAGCCAAAUAG